Molecule: messenger RNA, 2597 nt
Organism: Nothobranchius furzeri (turquoise killifish)
Lineage: Eukaryota; Metazoa; Chordata; Actinopteri; Cyprinodontiformes; Nothobranchiidae
Gene: upf3a
Product: UPF3A regulator of nonsense mediated mRNA decay
Biological process (GO): positive regulation of translation; nuclear-transcribed mRNA catabolic process, nonsense-mediated decay
Cellular component (GO): nucleolus; cytoplasm
Molecular function (GO): telomeric repeat DNA binding
Source: RefSeq, a predicted model, not a curated record
GUUUCCGUCUUCUCGCGAGCAUAGAGAAACGGCAAUCAGCGAGAGAAGGGUGAUGGGGAGAAAUGCGGUCUGAAAAGGACGAGAUGAUGGUUGGCAAGGAGAAAUGUGUCGUCGAGAUACAGUUUAGGGACCUCUCGAGAGAGCAGGACAUCAUUCCUGGUAACGCCAAGCAGAAGGAAGAGAAGAAAGAGGUUUUCUCAAAGGUGGUAAUCCGAAGGCUUCCACCUAGCCUGUCAAAGGACCAGUUAGAGGAACAGCUGAGCCCACUUCCAUCUUAUGAUUAUUUUGAGUUUUUCUCUGCAGAUCAAAGUCUUUACCCUCACCUGUUCUCCAGAGCUUACAUCAAUUUUAAAAACACAGAAGACAUUCUGCUGUUCAGGGAUCGGUUUGACGGCUAUGUCUUCAUUGAUAACAAGGGCCAGGAGUAUCCUGCUGUGGUAGAAUUUGCUCCCUUUCAGAAGAUUUCCAAGAAGAAACUGAAGAAGAAAGAUGCCAAAGCUGGAAGCAUUGAAGAAGACCCGGAAUACAAGCGAUUCCUGGAGAAUUACUCCUGUGAUGAGGAGAAGUCCAUGGCUAACCCCGAGACUCUGCUCGGAGAGAUUGAAGCCAAGACUAAAGAACUCAUAGCCAAAAGGACAACACCUCUGCUGGAAUACAUCAAAAAUAAGAAAAUUGAAAAACAGAGAAUCAGAGAGGAGAAGAGAGAGGAAAGGAGAAGGAGGGAACUCGAAAAGAAAAGGCAGCGAGAGGAAGAAAAGCGAAAGCGGCGAGAGGAAGAGAGGCGCAAGCGAAAAGAGGCAGAGAAGCAGAAGAAACUGUCAGAAAAGGACAUCAAAAUUAAGCUCCUGAAGAAAAGCGACAGAGAUGAUGAUAUUGAUUCAGACAGAACGAAGGAGAAAAGUGAUACUGGUGAUGGAGACAGGGGUAAUUGGGAGAAAUCUGUGGGACAAAUGAAGUCAAAAGAUCCCAAAGAGAAAGGUCAGCCUGAAAGCGACAAGGAGCAGAGAGAGCAGCAGCAACACGGGCGCAGGCAGCGAGACAAAGACCACAGAGGAAAAGAUGAAGAAAGAAAACGACAACGACACCACUAUGAGUUUGAUAAGUUCAUGCGCCGGAAAGAUGAGACCAAGUGGGGGAAAGGCUACUGCCAGGACCGGGCCAAGAAAGAGGGCCAUCACCACGGUUACUCCUACUGUCCUGACAGUGGAGAAAAAAUGGGAAAGGAGGACAGGGAGGAGCUGAGUAACAGGAAGGAACGCCUCCGAAACAAGGUGAGCGAGAAGGACCGUCCAGCCAUGCAGCUGUAUCAGCCGGGAGCACGCAACAGGAAACGUAUGAGCUCAGCCAGUAAAGGCUAUGACUGCAUCCCUGUGGGCCACUCACCCGAAUGCAGGACGGAUCGUUGUUAUGAUGUUGUUACCAUGACAACUGGACUAGAGAGGGGCUUUGAAAAAAGCAAAGAUGAGCUGUGAGUAUUCUGGGUAAAAUGAGGAAAUACAUGUAUAAAGUAAAAUAAACAGUUUGUCAGGUUAUCUGGUUUGACUGGGUUAACUGGCUUAUUGGUUCUGUUUCAAAAAAGGAACUGAAAGAAGAUAUUUUUAAAAUAGUAAUUAGAGCAUUCGCUGCCUGAUUGCCAGCAUCAGUCUAAUUGUCAACCCUUGAUAGGAUUGUAUCCUCUGCAUGGGAACAUCAUUCUUGAUUUUAUAGAUUUUUAAUGAAACAAACAAUAAAGUUGGAGGAAGUUGCAGACCGAUGACGUGGUUAAUAAGAGUAAAAUAUGUUUUUAUUACUGUGUACAGGUGAGAAGAUGACUAUGAAUUAAUUUAGAAAAACAAAGUUUCUGUCUAAAUAUUUUACUAGUGCUGUGGUUUAGUCAGCCAGCUUUAUACAUGAUCAACAAUGAAUCUGUAAGGAAAACGCAUAAUUAUAAUGAAAAGUUUGCAUUUUUGUUCUGUUACUCAAAACUAGUUAUCACAAAUGUUUCACUGCAGUUGUUGUCCACAUAGGUUUUACAAUUAGCUUUAGGGGUAGCUACGUUUUAUAGCAUUGUGUAAAAAAUAGUUUUACGAGCUUAAUAAUAACUUUGCACGUCUCAUUUGUAAGUUUCUUUAUAAGAAAUACAUGAUGUCAAACAAUUCUGCGGUGUUUCCGUCAUUGAGGAUGUUCUCUGGGUGUGACAACAGACACCGUAUGGUUGUGAGUUAAUCACAGUUGGAGGUGAUUCAACACAAGAAGGUUAGUGAAGGUGUGGCUCUUAUAUGAGUAAAUAGAAAAAGGGUGUUGGCCUAAAUCAGAUGAACAUCUGAUCUGAUUUUUGAUUUCUGUAAAUGAGAAACUGUACUUUGUGACUGUUGGCCCACAGAUUCAGUCAGAAGAAGACUAAAGACAAAGGGACGGACUUUGUUGCAUUUUCACCAGAGAAAACAGAACUAUAACAAUCAACAGGAAGCUGACAAAAGAGCACACUUAGUGUGUGAAUCUUGUGAACUAGAUGAAAGCUCGCAUUUUCACUUCACUCUGAUUACUUUCUAAAGCUUUAUCCUAAAAUGUAGAACAAUUUCUUUGUGAAAUAGUGAAUAAAACUGAUUCCUCAAUUA